UGCUGUGCUGAAGGUUUACAGCCAUUUCAGCAUAUCAGCAAGCAGAACAGCGCAAUUAAAGGAAUUCUGUGAGUUUGUGGAGGUGGAGGAAUGCAACCUGCUGCGGCAUGUUGUCACCAGGUGGUUGUCCCUGCUGCCAUCCAUUGACAGAAUCCUGAAAUAUUGGAAGGCCCUGACCAGCUACUUCCAGAGUGAGUGUGAGGGGGACUGUGCCAGAACUGUGUGGAGAUGUUUUGGAGAGGAAAGCAAUGAGGUGUCAGAGACAUAUUUUCUGUUUCUCAGCCAUGUUCUUAAGGUCUUCUCCGACACGAUCGAAGCACUUGAGGCAAAAUCCUUCAGCAUUACAUCAGUGUUUAAGGUAAUGACUGAACUAAAACAAAAGCUAGAAAGAAGGAUGAAGGACAGGUUCUUUGGGUUUAUUGUUAACAGCAAACUGAAGCAGCUGCCCCCUUGCCAGUCAAAAAAAUGUGAAGCAGAUUUUUCUGCUUUUUUAUGAAAGAGCAAAGAAAUACAUCAGUGAAAGAUAUGACUUCUCUGACACAAGCUUUCAUAGCAAAGUGGCCAAGCUUGGCCUCAAAACUUCUGUGCCAUUUGAAGACUACAGUGCUACUGUCCAGGCCUGCAAUCUGGACAUUGAUAUGGAUGGACUGUAUGAGGAAUAUGCCAUGGUGGAAGGUUCCUUCAGCUCACCAGAAAUGGAAGUUUGCCACAGUGAGGAACGAUAUUUGAAACUGUUUUCCAAAGCAGAUGUACCACUUGUGAAUCUCAGGAAGGUCAGCGCCUAUAUUUUCUCCAUCCCAUGCAGCAAUGCACACACAGAACGUGUCUUUUCAAUGAUAACUGCAUGGAGAAACGAGAGGAAUCGCCUGGAUGUGGACAGUGUCAAGGCUGAGCUGCAAGUGUGUGUCAAUUUCACUUAUCCCUGCACAGAGGUGUACAAGAAGUUAAUUGAAAACAAAAAACUCUUGGAUGCAGCCAGGAAAGAACAGAAGCAUUGCAGAUAGACAAUCAACUACUUUGUCCCUGCAGGAUAUAAACAGGCCCAGGGGCAGUUGGGGCUUGGAAGCCAUGAUGUCAGAGGUGCUGUUGUCUCCUGAGCUGCUACAGAGGGUGAAUGUGGAGUUUGCCUAAAUACAGGUGGACUGCUGUACACACACACACAUAUACAGAUGAAGACACUGAAGACAAGUCCCCAAAAGACUGAAGCACUUUAGAAAUGCUAUACUUUUUGAGCAGUUGAAUGUAAAUGUUUUUGUUUUUUUUACAAUCUCCUUUGUUGUUUACAUAAAAGGUUAUUUAUGCUUUUCAAAAAAGCAUUUUUGUAUUUUUAUGUAUGUUACCUGUUAUUUGUUUUUUCCAUUUAAGUCCACACAUGUUUUGCUUUGUGGCACUCUGCACUUUAAAAGAUUCAUCUCAGUGGUCAGUUUUUGAACACCACAAUGUAUUGAAUAAAUACAAAUACUGUGAACAAACCCUUUUUGACUUUUCAUUCAUAUUUUUUCCUAUUCAGCUACACAAACAUCAUCUUUAAACCACACAAAAUUGUAUUGUAAAUGAGAGUAUACCAGAGUCCUAUGUACAUCAUAGUAAUUUAUUGAUAUGCCGCAUAAUGUCCUCCUUUUCGGUGUUAUGGAAAUGGUCACCCUAACCCGAAGUUCAGCACCGACUUUCCGAAAGGUGGAGAGCUGAGGGCGGAAAAGCUGGCGAGACUCAAACAGAACCGAACUGCUCAAAAAAACUUAUUCCACACUAAUACGAGUGAAAGAGCGACAGAGGCAUCCUACAAAAUCACACAUGAACUGAUGAAACAGAUGAAGCCAUAUACUGAUGGAGAAAUGGUGAAGGAUUGCAUACUGCUGGCUUGUUCAACGUUGUUUCCUGAGAAAAAAGACCUGGAACGAGAGGCAAAAAAAAUUCACUGUCGGAUUCUACUGUAGCUAGGAGGGCAUCAAACAUUUCAGAGAACAUUGCACAUACUCUUAAGGACAAACUGUCAUCCGCUGAGUUUGUCAGCCUUGCAAUGGACGAAAGCUUGGAUAUCAAUGACACGCCACAAUUACUCAUCUUUAUCCGAGCCAUCAACAGUAAGUUUGACAUUACAGAAGAACUGCUUGACAUGGUUUCACUGGAAAAUGGAACAACGGGCAUUGAAAUAAAAAACGCUGUGCUGGAAACAUUAGAAAAGUUGAACAUUGGACCAGAAAAAAUCACAGCAUUCACAACAGAUGGCGCACCGGCGAUGCUUGGUAAGAGGAACGGAGCCGUGGCUUUGUUGAAAGAAACGCUGAAAAACGGCGGGGUUGCUGCUGAGGGUAUUUUCUCAUACCAUUGUAUUGUGCAUCAACAAGCCUUGUUUGCUAAGUUCAAAUGUCUGAAUGAAGUGAUGGCAAAUGUAAUCGAAGUGGUUAAUUAUAUCAGGGCCCGUGCAAGAAACCACCUACAUUUUAAACUGCUGUGUGAGGAGUUUAACACUCACUAUGGAGAUUUGGUGUUACACACCGAGAUCAGAUGGCUGUCUAAAGGACGUAUGCUUGCACAUUUCAUGGACCUGCUUGAACCCCUGAAAUCCUUCAUUGUCGGCCAAGGGGAGACUUCCCGAUUUUCCUUUUUGGAUGAUGAAGAGUGGGUGCUGUCUGUUGCGUUCCUGUGUGACAUUACGCAGCACUUGAACGAACUUAAUCUCAAGAUGCAGGGAAGAAACAAGACCGUGUAUGAGCUCUACACGGCUGUCAGAGUAUUCUCUGACAAACUGGAUGUACUUGAACGAAGUGUCCGUGGUUCUGAUUACCGUUUCUUCCCCACCGUGCAGAAAGUGAUGGCGAUGCAUGCAGACGCUCUCCUGCCCUGUCAAUCACAAUUCUGUGACGUGCUAACUGAGCUCAAGCAAAACUACACAUCAAGAUUCCACGACUUCAAGGACCAUAGCAAUAUUUUUUUACUUGUGAAAAACCCAUUCCUGAUUGAGGUCAAUGAAAUGAAGCAAAUAAGCGACCAGCUCAGACUUGUGCAGCUUCAAAUGGAGUUUGUGGAGUUAAAGAGCUCAGAUGAACUUCAGCUUCAGUUUCGGAUUACAGAUGUCGUGGACUUUUGGAAACUGGUGGGGCAUCUACCAAAUAUCUCCAGACUGGCAAGACGCAUCAUCUCAAUGUUUCCGUCCACAUACCGGUGUGAAGCAGCAUUCUCUGCGCUCUCAAAAAUAAAAUGUCCCAACCGAAACAGAUUGAGUCUGCAGCACACAACAGAGGCCCUUCGGAUCGCCGUUUCCAGCACAGAGCCCAACUUCAAAUCACUUGUGCGGCAGAAGGAGUGUCAGAAAUCACAUUGAGUGUGAAGUAAGCACAACAUUACUCUUCUGACAACCCCUGCUGUCUAUAAUCUGCUGUUAUAUGGACUGUGAUGAUCAGUAAACAUGCUGUCUGUUAUCUGUUGUUAUGGGCAGUGAUGAUCAGCAAUGUGUGUUUUGUGGUUGCAGUGAAAAUAAUAAAUCACAGUUAUUGCACUGUACAUUAUGCUUUUCAUUCCUUAGUAACAUAUUACUAUGAUCCAUAUUCUCAAAUGCAUAAUGCUUUCAGGGAGGAAAGGAGCGUUUUUGGAUUGUGGCUCUUGCAAAAAUAUUUUUUCGUCAAUGUGGCUCCUGAUUAGGACAAGGUUGAGUACCACUGGUCUUGAACCUUGAAUAAGGGGUCCUAUUUAGAAAAUAUUGUCCACAUACCCAUAAUUCCUGGUGGCUGGCCUUAAACACGUCAG
Molecule: messenger RNA, 3747 nt
Organism: Eleginops maclovinus (Patagonian blennie)
Lineage: Eukaryota; Metazoa; Chordata; Actinopteri; Perciformes; Eleginopidae
Product: general transcription factor II-I repeat domain-containing protein 2-like
Exons: 2
Coding region: 2021-3325 (434 amino acids)
Molecular function (GO): protein dimerization activity
Source: RefSeq, a predicted model, not a curated record